Effrenium voratum is the source of this 526-nucleotide messenger RNA. Lineage: Eukaryota; Dinophyceae; Suessiales; Symbiodiniaceae. The record is from the annotation of a GenBank genome assembly.
GUUGCCAUAAAAAAAGCUGCCACCUGUAAUGGCCCGCGCAUGUUUGCAAUGCACGCUCCUUUGCGACGAUUCUGCAGCAGAGCGCUGCAGCCUUUGCGGGGGUGAGCUCGCCAAACCCUUCGCAAGGAGCUUGAGCAGUUCGGCCUACAUCGAUUUGGAUGAAGAUUCGCAGCCUGGAGGUGAGCCUGCGAAGCCUGCGCCGCAGCCUGCGACAAAGCCUGCGCAAAGCUGCCCCGCCUGUACGGUGAUUUGUGGUGCCAGCCAAAGUCGCUGCGACACCUGUGGAAGUUCCCUGCUCGAGCCGCCCAGGAAGCGGCCAAAGACGGAGCAGGAGAAGGAGCCGAAGGAGCCGAAGGAGCCGAAGGAGCCGAAGCCGAAGGAGCCGAAGGAGCCGAAGGCGGGCAUCUCCAGCUUCUUCAAGAAGGCGAGAGCGCCUAGUGAGGACCCACCACUGCCACCGCCAGCAGAGCCGCCCCCAGAGGCCAACGACUUGGCCACGCCCUGCGAGAGCUUCAAGCCACAGGGC